CGCAGACCGAUUUUCGUGAGCUCGCCAACGCUUCAAACCGGUGCGAUUUUCCCUCGCUGGGGAUGCUUUUUGUAAGUAGUUGUGAAGGUGUUUGACGUUUCGAGCGAGGGUUUUUGAGGGAUGGUCGCCAAAGCGCUCGCCUUGCGCUGCGGGUUGCCAUCCGGCAAGUUUGGCAGCGUCGCAGAAGGUUUGUUUUGAUUCGCUGCUGUUUGGUUCGUUCCGUGUCGUCACCGCUGCAAGCCGCACAUUAGAAGCCUUCCGUGUUGUUCCUUACCUUAGGGUGUAUUGCCCACUGAAACGGCCAUAAUCUUUUUUUCUCCGUCGCAUUGAAGCUCAGCUCAGAAAACUCAUACAUCGCAUUUUCGCCCAUCACUUCUACGGCCUCGUCGCGCCCGUGUGUGUGUUUCAUUUCCCGGCGCCGGAAAAAAAGUUGAACCAUGAGCAGCCAAAGCAGCGGCAUGGCUGGCAGCCAGCACACGAGCAGCGCCCUCGCCCGCAACCACGAGAUCGAGCUGACCGCCCGGUUCUCGGAGCAGAUGGCCCAGCUGUGCAUGUCGGCCGACUACUCGGACGUCACGUUCAUCGUGGAGGGCCAGCGCAUCCCGGCCCAUCGCGUCAUACUGGCGGCGCGAAGCGAAUACUUUCGCGCCCUGCUGUACGGGGGGCUGCAGGAGACAAAGCAAGACGAAAUCACGCUCAACAUCCCGCUGAUGGCGUUCCGCUGCCUGCUCAAGUACAUCUACUCCGGCAGCAUGUCGCUGAUGCAGAUGAAGGAGGAGCACCUGCUGGACACGCUCGGGCUGGCGAACCAGUACGGGUUUGCCGAUCUGGAGAUGGCCAUCUCGGACUACCUCCGGCAGGUGUUGUCGCUGGGCAACGUGUGCGCAAUCCUGGACGCGGCCCGGCUGUUCGCGCUCGACGGGCUCACUGCCGUCUGCCACUCGUUCAUGGACCGGAACGCGGCGGACAUACUACAGCACGAAUCGUUCCGCCAUCUGUCGCUCGAUUCGCUGUGCAGCCUGCUGCUGCGGGACUCGUUCUUUGCGCGCGAGGUCGAAAUUUUCCAAGCCGUCUUCGACUGGUGCCGGUGCAACGCGGACACCGUGCCGAACGUGGACGUCGUCGUGGGGAAGGUGCGGUUCGAGCUGAUGUCGCUCGAGGAGCUGCUGACGGUGGUACGGCCGUCGGGCAUACUGGACCCCGACCGGCUGCUAGAUGCGAUCGGGGAGAAAAUUUCCUCCAAGCAGCUGCCCUACCGUGGAGCACUCUGGCCCGAGGAGAACGUUGCCACACCGAAGUUUAACUCUCGCACAAUCCACGGCGAGCUGCGGUCCGCCCUGCUGGACGGUGACACCGUGUCGUACGACAUGGAGAAGGGCUACACGCGCCACUCGAUCAGCGAAACGGGCGACAGCAGCGGCAUCAUCGUGGAGCUGGGCAAGCUGUUCAUUAUCAACCACAUCAAGGUGCUGCUGUGGGACCGGGACAUGCGCUCGUACAGCUACUACGUCGAGGUGUCGGUCAACCAGCGCAACUGGGAGCGGAUCGUGGACCACACGAAGUACUACUGCCGCUCCUGGCAGUACCUCUACUUCUCGGCGCAAGCCGUCCGCUACAUACGGCUCGUCGGUACGCACAACACGGUCAACAAGGUGUUCCACGUGGUGGCGCUCGAGGCCAUGUUCACCGAGUCGACGACGCCGGUCGUGGACGGCAUACUGCAGCCCGCGUACAACGUGGCCACCGUCGAGCGGAGCGCGAACGUGAUGGAAGGCGUCAGCCGGACGCGCAAUGUGCUGCUGAACGGGGACGUGAAGAACUACGACUGGGAUUCGGGCUACACCUGCCACCAGAUCGGCACGGGCGUGAUACUGAUACAGCUCGGCCAGCCGUACUGGAUCGAUUCGCUGCGCCUGCUGCUGUGGGACUGUGACAACCGGUCGUACAGCUUCUACAUCGAGGUGUCUGCCAACAUGACCGACUGGGAGGUGGUGGUGGACAAGCAGUCGGAGCACCUCAAGUCCUGGCAGCACUUUGCCUUCCAGCCGAAGGUGGUCGUCUACAUCCGCAUCGUCGGUACGCACAACACCGCGAACGAAAUGUUUCACUGCGUGCAUUUCGAGUGCCCGUCGCAGGAGCCGGAAUUUUUGCGCCGCGAACGAGCGAUUCCGAUCGAGGCGAGUGGGGAGGAAUCGGCGGAGGCACCCAUUGUGGAUGAAGCGCCCGUGCGGCAGGAAAGUGUUACGGACUGAUUGAAGCACAAAGAUGCUCGUUUUUCGCACUGAGUAGGCUGUGGAGCUGCCGAUGGUUGCCUAUUUUUCUAGUUUGGAAUCUCUUUCAAACCGAAACAAAUGUUCUAAUUACGCCAAAUUGGCUUCUAAAUUACUAUCUGUGAAAAGGGAUACUCUCCCUGCCCUCUCAAUACUCGCCCACUCUCCCGGUCGAUGGUGAUAGCUCUUCUCCACCCUUUAUCGAGUACAAUCGGUUUUUUUUUAAUUAUAUAUUUUACACUCGGUUUAAAAUUGUAAAAUGCAUAAAAUAGGAUAGAAAUACACGAUUAUGUAUGAA
Molecule: messenger RNA, 2568 nt
Organism: Anopheles merus
Lineage: Eukaryota; Metazoa; Arthropoda; Insecta; Diptera; Culicidae
Gene: BTBD9
Product: BTB/POZ domain-containing protein 9
Exons: 2
Coding region: 438-2252 (604 amino acids)
Biological process (GO): modulation of chemical synaptic transmission; adult locomotory behavior; circadian behavior
Molecular function (GO): protein binding
Source: RefSeq, a predicted model, not a curated record